Triticum aestivum (bread wheat) is the source of this 4697-nucleotide messenger RNA. RefSeq lists its product as uncharacterized. The record is from RefSeq and is a predicted model, not a curated record. Bases 46 to 1632 code for a protein of 528 amino acids. Gene Ontology annotation, molecular function: protein binding. NCBI's taxonomy places the organism in Eukaryota, Viridiplantae, Streptophyta, Magnoliopsida, Poales, Poaceae. The transcript is spliced from 2 exons.
GCGGUUAGGUCUCCAUUUCAGCUCGAGCUCGGCAGCCAAGCAACCAUGGCUUCCCACCCGUCGCCGCCGCCGCCGCCGGAAUACCCUAGACCACCCGCUGGAACCACCAUAAGCGCCCUCGGCGACGACCAGCUCCGAGAGAUCUUCCUCCGCCUCCCGGACCUCCCCAGCCUCGCCGCUGCCGCCUUCACCUGCCGCGCCUUCCUCAGCGCCGUCCGCUCGUCGCGCGCCUUCCGCCGCCGCUUCCGCGAGCUGCACGCACCCCCGCUCAUCGCUCUCUUCCUCACACCCUGCAUGCACACGGUACCGGCCUUCCCCUCCUCACGGCGCCCCUCCGCCGGAUUCAGUCCCCUCCGAGACCACGCCGCCGCUUCCGAUUCCGAGUGGGGGCUCGAUUUCCGCGACAUUGCCUAUGACGACGGCUUCAUUUGCAUCGAAAACCGGACCACCAAGCAGCAAGUUUUGUACAAUCCCCAAACAGCUGCCCUGAUUCUCCGCCCCAAGGAGGACCACGACAUGCCCUACGGCAGCUCCCUUGAAUUCCACAUACUCUCUCCCGAAGAGGAUCAGAGGCCGUCCCGUGUGGUCUAUGUCCGUCACGACUACUCGUGGGCUUGGGUACGCGUCGCCGUCCUCUCAUCCGACACCAUGGAGUGGCAGAUGUUCCCGGAGACCGCGACGCCGCUGCCCGAGGGCUCCAGGCACGCAGCCAGCACGGUGGUGGAUGGGUUUAUCUGUUGGGAAUUCGUGUCCCUGAACGAGGUAUCUCUCAGCGAGUACAUUUUGGUGCUCAACACAGACACCUUUCAGUUCUCUCGAAUUGAUCUGCCUCCGCCCUUGAGAGUGGUAUACCCAAAAUUUAAGAUUGGUCAGACCAAGGAUCGGAACCUCUGCAUCGUCAUUGAGAAGGAUUGCACGCUUUUUCUUUGGAUCUGCAAAACCGGUGAUGACGGCGUCCAGAGAUUUGUGCUGCACAGUACGUUCCCGUUGCACGCUAGAUUUAUGGAGGUCACCAGCUGUUCAGUGGAAGAUCGAUUCUCAGUGCAGCUUAUGACGGUCUUCAAUGGCUUUGUGUACCUUUCUAUUUGCCCCUGGAAGAGUUUCAGGGAUAAGUACAGAUCCCCUGAGUGGUUCAUGUCCUUCUCUCUGGAAACAGCGGAGCUGAACCAGCAUUUUAAGAACAGAAAGCGAAUUGGCUGCUCUGUCCAUCCCUAUUUGGCCUGGCCUCCUUUGGUAGACAACACGGAGGAUUCAGAAUAUGAAGUUACUGGAAACAGCGUUGGAAGUGUUGGUCCUGAGAGCACAGAAAAGGAUUCAUCGUUUCUUAUAAAAACAUUACGAUCAUUCAAAGAAGCUUUGAUUAAGGAUGAUGAUGCAAAUGUUGCUGAGAUUGAGGCCUUCUUACUUUGCAUUGAUGUCGAUGAUGAGAAGAACUCUCUUGCUAGGAAAAUCAUUGCUUUAGAUGAAAUAUUGAUAACCGUGAGAGAUCGUGUCUUGAGAGCAGGUGCAGACUCUGAAUUCUACAGACUGAGAGCAGGUGCAGAUUCUGAAUUCUACAGACAGAAGACAGAAACAGAGAGCUGGUGGCAAAUGUGCAAGGGGAAGUUAUGGAGAGCUUUCUUCGGUAGCUGAAUAAGUCUAUCAGGAGUAAGGGCCUGUUUUGUUGGAGGCUUGAUGGAACUUGCCUGGCCUGAUAAGUGCCUGUGCGCGGUUUGGUUGGCGUCCUGAGUGCUUGGCUUGAGCUAGCAUGCCGUGUUGUUAUCCUGGUUGAGGCAGCUGGAGUUAGGAAGGAGUUUAGGCAAGGAUGGCUGCCGAUGCCAUCUAAAAAGUAGGUCUUAAAACUUCAUGUUUUCUUGGGCAAAAUUCGUGAAUAUCAGGCUACAUUCAGGCGAUACUGUUUGUCAGGCACAGAGCUCAGGGUAGCAACCACACUGGUAAGUGAGCUUUUGUUGAAAUGCGUUGGUACUUUAGUUUUUAGAUUCUGUGAUGAUGGUAUGUGCUAAGUUUUCUGUAUGUUAGUUGAAACAGUGAUGACUGUAACCAUCAUCAGUAUUCACUAUUCAGUAUGACUUGUUUGCAAGAGACUGAGUCUUCAGUUUUAUCUAAUGAUUCGUCGUUUUAGAGAUUACCUAGAAACAUACAGGUCUCAAACUGGUGGACCUUUUGUCAGCUUGGUAUUAAAUAUUUCCUUUUUGUUUCAGAAGUGUAUAUAUGUGCGAGAGAGUUUGAAGAUCGUAUAAGUAAAGUCGUGUGACCAUUCUCUGUUGCAUAUAAUUACUAAAAUGGCACCUUUUUAGCUUUUCCCUUUUGCCAAGAUGCUUGUCGUGUGAAAUCAUAACUGCGCUGCUAUUUUUAUUUGAAAUGACCAAAAGGUUAAAUAGUCAGGCUUAUUUUGGUUGCAGCAUGAGCUGUUUUUUACAGAGAUUUUUCUCUCUGGAGUGUGCACCAAAUGCUCGUCAUUUUGUAUUACGACUUAUAGAUACAGAUUAUUAUUUCCUGCAUUUGCUCGCUUUUUGUUUUACAUUUUAUGCUAGCUCACAAGUUAAGAAAAUUUGUACUACUAUUUUAAGUGGUCAGGCUGUCCAUCAAAUUUAAACUUCAAAUGUUGAAUGAAACUCGUAUCUGAGGGAGCGCAGACUACACCGAAUUUUGUUAACAUAAAUGGUUAUUGGCACGCUUGCAGUUAGCAUGGGGAGCAGUAGACAGUUCUGUGCUGAUAGCAAGUGCCCUCCUGUUUCCAUGGAGUCUUGUACAGGCACCAAAGUCAUCUUCUAUUUGCACGACGAGUGUCACUUUGACCUAUAUUCUAUUUUCAUUAUAGAUAAUGGAAAAUGGACAUGGCUAAGAUGCCAUGACCUGGACCUUUAGCGCACCCAGGAUGUUGCCUUAUUUUUGUUUUUAUUAAUAUUUAGGAAGAACAUUGUUUCAGUUUAUUCUAAAUCAUUGUAUACAGAAAAGGCUAGAAAAAUAAACUGGAACAAUCAAAUAGAAAUUGAAGACAAGAACAUUGUUUCAGUUUAUUCUAAAUCAUUGUAUACAGACAAGGCUAGAAAAUAAACUGGAACGAUCAAAUAGAAAUUGAAGACAAUAUAUGCGUUCACAGGAUGCACCACACACAUCACGCUUCAGCACAACGGUAAACCUGAACCGUUGGCUGAACAACAAAUGCUUUUUUCUGUAUGUAUAUGUGAACAUCAAAGGUUACUCUCUCUUGUUGGUUGUCCCCAUCCCGAGAGUUGAGUUUCUUCUCCGGGGAGCCCAUGCUGCCUAUAUUUCAUUGAAUUCAAAAACUAUGUCGAAAGAUUUAUAAAACAAUGCAUGACUUGAGUUGAGUUUCUUCUUUGACUGCUUGAGUGGUCACACCGGAUGUGGUCUGCCUGUCGUGGGGUGCGGGACUGCCUGAGUGUAUGCACAUCGCUUGCCUGCCAGUAGGCUGCGAUGCCGCACAACCCCUCAUCCGAAGUCCCUAGCAGCACGCGAUUAUCACAUCCAGGCCACGACUGCUGCACCGAUGAGUGACGGGCUUGCAUUGCACAUAACACAACAAAAGACAAUCAUUGUAACAAGAAAGGUAUUGCACUGUGUUACAUUACAUUCUUAGUAGGGGUACAAUGACCAAAGCCUUAUCAAAGAUGGAGCAUUUUGUCAAAGACUCUAAUUACAUCUCUCUUCUUCUUUAGCUCCUUUGAGAAGCCCAACUUACAAGUCUCCUGGGAGAAGUUGAGCCCCUAACUUCCCAUCCUGUGUUCACCAUGCUGAUUCUACCUCUCUCAUGUAAGCCAUUCAUUUUGGGAUUGGUUACUAGGCCCUGAUGUUAAUUCAUUCAGGUGUUUAAGCUCACUAAUCUAUGGAGGUAUGGCACCUUGGAGAUUAUUAUGGCUAAGGUCCAGCCUUGAGAGUUGUGAAACUUGCCCAAACACAUCAGGAUUCAGGAAUGUUCCCCCCCUAGUUCAUUUGCUCGAAGAUCGAGCUGUCGAAGCUUGGCGGCGUUGCUGAUGCUUGAUGGGAUGACUCCUAUGAGAUUAUUCCUGGAAAGAUCUGUACUUGGUAAAUUGUGGAGCGAACCAAUUUUUUGGGGGAUUGGACCUUCUAGCAUGUUUCUAGAUAGAUCUAGAACACGUAGUUUUGAACAAUUCAUGAUUGAGUCAGGGAUUAUCCCCUGGAAUGAAUUGGAUUUCAGGUCAAGGACGCGAAGGUCGUGGAGCUGAUUCAGGGGAGGUAACUGGCCGGAGAAGCCAUUGUUGCACAAGCUGAUGACCCGAAGGAGCGUUAAAUUUCCAAGAGAGUGGGUGAUCUCGCCUGACAAGCUUUUUCCGGGGAUUCUCAGGGCAACGACACGCCCUGAAUUCGGUGAGCUGCAAAUGACACCCGUCCAGUCGCAGUGGUGGACGCUUCUGUUCCAUGAUCUCAGGACGCCUGUUGGGUCGUUGGUAGCCGCUUUGAAGUCGAGCAAGGAGAGCAUGUCUGUGUUGUCCCCGUGUUUAACCGUUGUUGAACCAUGGAUGUUGCCAGUUCCAUAAGACAUCAGCAGCAGAAACGCCAGUAGAGUAGCCAUGUCGAGUUCUUCAGGGAGUGCCCCGUCAGGCAUGACCCGCGUCACUAGUGUUGCCUGCAAAAUAUGUGGAGCACAGACAUGGCAGCUUAUUCAUCAUGUUCACGGGCAGACCUAGUUACACGGGAGUCCAUGAUAAACCACU